Molecule: messenger RNA, 1011 nt
Organism: Pseudocercospora fijiensis CIRAD86
Lineage: Eukaryota; Fungi; Ascomycota; Dothideomycetes; Mycosphaerellales; Mycosphaerellaceae
Exons: 1
Coding region: 1-1011 (336 amino acids)
Source: RefSeq, a predicted model, not a curated record
AUGGAUCAAUCAGAGAAGACCGAGGCCGAGCAGAAGGCACUAUCAGCACAAUGCUCGAUGAUUCGCUGUCGCAUUCGCAACAUCGUAACUUCCGCAAUCAGCGGCGAUUUGCACAUGAUGCCGAAGCCGUACAAGCCGGUCAAAAUUCGAGACGCCAAUGACGCGACCUGGAAGGAGCUCUCGCAAGAGCAUGAUAUCCUAGUCAAGAAGAUCGGGGAGAUGAGAAAGACUACUGAAGUGAAGAAGAGGAACGAUGUCAUUCGCGCGCUGAGGAUACAGUAUCCGAAGGUCGCCAAAAAGUUUCCAGAGCCACAAGACCCAGUCGAAAAGCCAGCACCAGCACCGGUUGAGAAGUCUGCCUCAGCUGAGAAGUCACCACUCCCGCGAUCGACCUUCACUGAGCCGCCGCCAUCAUAUGACAGUGCCUGUACUGUUCCAUCCGCGUCGAGAGCAGCUCAGCCUCACGGACUACCUUCAAACUCCAUCUUCAAGCAGACCUCUUCGAGCCCAUCCUUGAUGGGUCCACCACCAGUCCCAACCAACAAUCUCAAGCGUCCAGCUCCAGGCCUCUGGCCAUCUCAGCUCGGCAAAGGCAUCAAACAAGAACAACCCAUCGACCUAGACUCCGACGCCGACGACAACUCCCUUGAGCCCGAAGAUCCAGCCGAAGACGACGAGUACAAUCCAUCCACAGAAGCACCAAAAUCCCGCAAAGAACGUGUCGAAAACCGCGCCACCAAACGCGUCCGCUUCGAAGAUUUCACCUCGAAACUCAAGCGCGCAAUCAGCAAGCCAGCCUUGGAGUAUGAGCGUCAGCAGUUGAAGUUCAAGUAUGAGCUGCAGGAUAUCGCGAUCAAGAAGAAGAUUGCGGAUCUUGAGGGGGAUAAGGCUAGGGUUUUGGGGUUGGACAUGGAGGCUUCGAAUAUUCAGUUUGAGAAGAGCAAGGCUGAGUUCGCGAAGAAGAUGGAGGAUUUGAAGUAUGGUGAGGGUCAGGGUGGUCAGAGGGAGUGA